This is a messenger RNA of Acanthoscelides obtectus, 381 nucleotides long. The record is from the annotation of a GenBank genome assembly. Lineage: Eukaryota; Metazoa; Arthropoda; Insecta; Coleoptera; Chrysomelidae.
AAAAAAUAUCGCUCUACUGAAUUUUGGGCUAUUAACUACGAGUAUCAUCGUAUGGUUUUCAAAAUGCGAACUGACAAAAGAAAAACAGACCGAGCUAAUAUUAGUGCUGUAAGUGAAGUCAUAAAUGGAACAAGUAUGCGUAAAGCAGCUAAUGAUAAUAAAAUAGACAGAACCACGCUUUCGAGGUAUGUCAAUAAAUUAAAAGCUACCCCUGAUUCUGAUGUGUUCAUGGAGUAUACAAACCCACGCCAAGUUUUUUCGAUUCAACAAGAACGAAUAUUAAGGCUUCAUACAGGUGGCAUCAAUAUUUUAUGGUUUAUCUCCAUCAGAUAUACGUGGCCUUUCUUAUAAAUGUGCCGUUAAAUAUAACCUAAAAGUACC